UGUGUGGGUGAGCCAUAAUACUGCCUAGCUCCAUUCCAAACAUAAUGAUUACAAAAUGAGUAACGUGAUUCCAUUGUGAAAGAUCUUUAUUACCUGAUCAUUAUUUGUGUGCUCUGUCAAGGUAGAUAUGCAUAGAAAGUAUCUGUUAUCGUAGGAAUUAGAAUCUAGGACAGGCGAAAGCUUGUAAAAAAAAAACGGAAGUAUUAGCUGAAGAAAUCAUGGAUCAGUAAUUUUCGAUUUUUCACAACAAAAUCACACGACUCAUGCUCACGCGAGGUUAAUUUGGAAAUAAAACCAUCGCUUGCAGCAGCCCUUGGUCGGAUUGAUAACUGUUCUGAGUCGUUCCCUUUUUCCCUUGCCCCUUCCUAGCGACCGGCAUUUUUUUCCCUUCCUUGCGAUUUACAUUUUUUUCGCAACCUACUUUACCGUCUUGGUGACGGACAAGCAGGAGUUCUGCAAUGUUGACAUUGCGGCGUACAAAUAGCAACGAAACAAAAUCCACGAAAAAGUACAACAAACGUUCUAUAAGUAAUUUACAAGUACUCAAAGCCUACUCAAGGAGCAAAAAACCAUUUAUGAAAUUUGAAUCGAGUCCAAACGAUAACUUUGGCCUGGAUCAUGACUACGCUUUGAUCAAAAAUGCUAAAACUAAUCACAAAGCUUUUAAUGUUAAGACCGAAGAAUCCGAAUCAGAGACAUCGAGCGAUGAUCUAGAAGAUCCUCUUCCGAGUCAGGGCCACAAUGGUUCUUUCAAAAUCAGCUACAGUGACGAGCUUUUUGUAGAAGAAGCUCAGUGGAUUGAUGAAGAGCCCAAAAUAGUUUCUCUUCAGAAUUGGCUGCAGCUACCAGAUACUGGUAGUUUGUACGUGGAUUGUGAUGUUGUCGGUCCAAAUGAGGUGGGAAUAUAUUCAACAAAUUGUACAUAUGAUCCUAAAAUUCUCUACCACGAGGAACCUCUUUCAAUUCAAACUUCCAACUUGAGUGGUACAAAUUCUCCAACAUCUAACAACUCUUUGGAAAAUGCUCCGUUUGCCGGGGAACGUGAUUCAAAUUCACAAGAUUUGGGAAGCGGAAGAUCGAAGAAAGAUGACAAAAUUCAGAGGAUAAUCACAAGACGACAAUAUGGAUCUCAUCGAGAAAGUAAGAGAAGACAAUAUGGAGAUAGCAAAAUCUUCAACAUGCUAGAUCUGGGCUUGAAUAAUCAAGAAUCUUACCAUGAUGGUCGAAGGAUCACACGUAGCUUAAAUAAAUCCUCCGAACGACAAAAGAUUUGUGGGAAUACCGUUCAAGGCAACAUUGGGAAAUUAGUUUGGGGCUUUUGCAAGGGCUGGUGGCCUGCCAUAAUAAUUGAAACCGAAGCUGUUGGAAUUGCAACUCAAGAGGAUAAAGUGUGUGCAUUCUGGUUGGGCGACAACCUGUUCUCAAUGCUGAAUGAGAAGACCCAGAUCGAACCCUUUUCGACAAAUUUGAAUGGUAGAUUAAUUAGACACAUUACAGAUCCCAGAGCUAGCUGCGCUCGGAGAAAAACUUCGUACUACGCUUUGAAGUUACUUACAAAAUAUUUGAAAGUUCCGUUAACAAUUCCUUACGCUGCGUGGGCGGAGAAGCAUCUGCUGCGUAAAAACCUUGUAGACGAAUUCAGAUUUUAUCCAUAUCCCAAGGACAUCCAGCAUAGGUUGGACCAGUUGAAGGAGUUGAAUGUUAAAAAGACAAAAAAAAAUGCCCGUAAUCAAGUUGACUCCAAGUCCUCUGCCGAACGUUCUUUGCAAGAUAACACCGAAAAAACCUUUCGGGAUAAUGGUGAUGUUAUUUCCACUAAAUCGCGGAGUAAAUUAUCCAAGGAUUUUGCCCGCAAACCGACAAACGAACCGCCCCCAAAUCCUGUCGACGAACAUAUUCUACCACUGAUGGAACAAAAGCCCGGUGUAAUUGUAUGGGGAAAAUUAACGGGUCAUAACUGGUGGCCAGCAAUAAUAGUUCACAAUCACGACUGUGGUAUGAAAGAGCCCAUCUUUGGAUGUCAGUGGAUAAUGUGGUACGGCGACUACCAAUUGUCGGAGGUCCAUUAUCUUAAGUUGAUGAAGUUCGACGACGGGAUGAAAAAGAUGUAUGACUACGUAUCUCAGUGCAAAAAGGAAAAAUAUAUUGAUGCAGUUUUGAGUGCUUGCAAGGAUUACGGUACUCGUUUGAAGUUUGAGACAGCAAAGUGGACGAUGGAUGAUAUAUUGUCCCUCUUUAACGAGAGCUUGGAGAAAAUUCAGAAGUCUGACAAUGACGGAACUUUAGAGUCCAAAUACUCGGAGCUCAUCGCUGCAAAAUUAAAAGAAAUCAAAUCCAACAGAGGGGUUGCAGGGGAACGCGAACGACGGAUUCAACAUUGCGAUUACUUCAAGAUUGCCCUUGACGGAACACCAAAAACUUUAGAUUCUUUAUGCGUGAUUUGCUUGGAAAUGACGGACGAGGGAGUGCUGAAACACCCAUUUUUCGAAUGCGUUGUCUGUGGCAAAUGUAUGGAAGAGUACAGGGCAAUAGUUUUUGCAUACGGGGAUGACGGUAAAUGUUUUUAUUGCACACUUUGUGGCGGUGCUGAGACCGUAGUUAUGUGUGACAGUCGAGAUUGCCCCCGAGUUUAUUGUACCGCAUGCUUGAAGUACAUCAUAUGUCCUGCGGAUUAUGAAAAGAUUCUUCAGACCGAUCCUUGGCUGUGCUUUCUAUGUGUCAAAUCUGGCAAUUUGAAUGACAAUCAAUUGCUCAAAUCAAGGUCUGAUUGGAAAACUAAAAUCGCAAAACUGUUCUCUCCAAAUAAAUCCGGCACAAAUCUUAACGACGUCAGAACCUAUAAUGGUGAGACAAGGAAAAUGCGCGUACUUUCUCUGUUCGAUGGAAUAAGCACAGGUUUGGUGGUUCUGGAAAAGCUUGGUAUAGAGGUCGAAGACUAUUACGCCUCUGAAAUCGAUAUUGACGCACAGACUGUCAGCGCUGUUCAUUUUGGAUCGAAAAUACACCGCCUUGGCGACGUCAGAAAUAUCACCGAAGACGAUAUAAAAGCAAUAGCACCGAUAGAUCUGUUGAUCGGGGGUUCUCCGUGCAAUGAUUUGAGCAUUGCAAACCCGAACCGAUUAGGAUUGCAUGAUCCGAACGGAACAGGUGUUCUUUUUUUCGAUUACUGUCGGAUAAAGAAACUAGUCACCAAGGCGAACGAGGGACAUCAUUUGUUCUGGCUCUUUGAAAACGUAGCCUCGAUGCCGAGCAAGGAUAGACUAGCGAUUAACGAGUAUCUUCGGUGUGAACCAACUUUGAUAGACGCUUCUGAUUUUUCACCUCAACAUCGCCCAAGACUAUUUUGGAAUAAUCUGCCGAUGGGCGAUCAAUUUCCACCUCCAGAUCCAUCACAAGAUCUGCAGAGCGUCUUGACUCCGAAUUGCAAUCGACACGCUCUCGUAAAGAAGAUUCAAACAGUUACAACAAAAGUCAAUUCUCUGAAACAAGGCGUGUCCUUGCAAAAACCCGUUUUAAUGAACGGACAGCCUGAUUCGUUGUGGAUAACGGAGCUGGAGGAAAUUUUCGGAUUUCCCAAACAUUACACGGAUGUUAAAAAUUUGCCGGCAACUAAAAGACAAAAGUUGAUCGGGCAGUCUUGGAGUGUUCAAACAAUCACUGCCAUGUUACGGCCACUCUGCUACUUUUUUGCUUCCAAAGUUCAGGCUCGGGAUUGACUUUUAAUCCUUUGCAAUCAAGAGGUGACUCUUGCUCACCGCUGCUACCGGUGGUGAUGUUUAUUUGCAUUUAUUUUUAUCGAAACGUUUUUUACAACGAACCUUCGGAAGUAUAAAAUGAUUCAUCUUCGUAUAGCUAGUAAGAUUUUUUAAUCUCAAAUUAAUCAUUCAGAGGCAAGUUUCUGGUUCGCCCAAGCGAAAAUGGCCUCGAGCGCAAAGAGUUAAUUUGUCAUUGCAAUAAAUAGUCUUCACGUUCCAAAGAUAACGUACAGCAGAGCGUUGCUACAAAAAUUUACAAUUUACACUGAGUUUUAUAUGCAAUUUUACAAUGCGGGUCAAUUGAAGAUUUUUAGCCCGUCAGAAAGCCUUAUUGUGCCUUUCAAAUUACUAAAGCAAUUGAUAAAGCACAAACACUCGACUUUGAUCUUGAAUAUCUAUUGAACCGAUAAAGUUAGCGAUAAAUCAUAACAGACCUUUUUUGUAGAGCGUUAAAUUUCCUAUAAGAAACUAUACAGUCCAGAAUUAUAAGUAUAUAUGUUAACGACUUACAAAAUUGCAAAGAACGAGAUCAUAUUUUCACAUUUUUUUUACACUUAAAACUUCGACUGCCGUGGGGCACGGGUUAAUAUUAAAAUUAAGGCAGGCAUUUUUUUUAAUAUAUUUUGAAACGACUUAGGACCAUUGUAAAAAAAAAUUCAAACAUAUGGAAAAUAAGGACCACCCUAGUGUACGCGUAAGACGCUCUUCGAUUUCCAGGUGCUUUUAUAACGUGAUCGUAUACCGUUAUAACGUUUUAUAAUAUAAAUUUAUCAUACAGUUAUGUAAGCAUGUAUAACGUAUAAUUUGAGGACCCCUGCUAUUUGGGCGCCUAGUUAUGAUCCUGGUCUAACUGAGUCAAACGCGCCGGUCAGCAUUCUUACGAAAUCAUCUUUGCUACACGGUCAAAACCUAGUCGGAAAUUUUGAUAAAACUACCCACAGGGCUCCAGUAACCAUUAGAUCAUUCGUACUACGGUCAAGCCACCGGUCCUCGAGGUAUAUGUUAGUGAAAUUUAUGUUUUCGUACCAUAUAUCUAUUCUUGUUGUGCAAUGAAAAUUUGAAAAAUCAUGUUACUAUUGUACCAAUAUAAACACUCUAUUAAAUCUAUAUACCCACCAA
This is a messenger RNA of Athalia rosae (coleseed sawfly), 4874 nucleotides long. RefSeq names its product DNA (cytosine-5)-methyltransferase 3B-like (gene Dnmt3). Lineage: Eukaryota; Metazoa; Arthropoda; Insecta; Hymenoptera; Athaliidae. The record is from RefSeq and is a predicted model, not a curated record. Gene Ontology annotation, cellular component: nucleus. The transcript has 20 exons. Gene Ontology annotation, molecular function: methyltransferase activity. The coding region runs from base 459 to 3716 and encodes 1085 amino acids.